UCUACCGUUUAUAACCACACUUUUAGUUGUCAUCUUAACGGUUUUCGCGAAAGUAUAGCUAGGUUUAAUAAAUAGAUUUAAAAUGUCUGUUGCUAAAAUAAAUCGAGUAAAAGAGAAAGUAGAAGAGCAGUUAAAUAAAUUAAAGCUUUCUGGUGAAGUAAAAUCAGAAAUGAGAACAUUAAUGAGGAAAGCUAUGUUACAUCCAUGUUAUGGGAACCCAGAUCAUGUAUUUUUAUUUUUCUCAGAUACAACUGGUCUCUAAAUGAUUUUGAACUUGGAGCUAGGCUGGGUAGAGGAAAAUUUGGCAGGGUCUACAUUGCUAGAGAGAAGUAUACCGGUUAUGUUGUAGCCCUGAAGACACUUGUCAAAAGGAACUACACAAAAGCACAAGCAUAUCUUGCAAUUAUUGACAUGGUUCCAUGA
Messenger RNA from Acanthoscelides obtectus, 423 nucleotides. NCBI's taxonomy places the organism in Eukaryota, Metazoa, Arthropoda, Insecta, Coleoptera, Chrysomelidae. The record is from the annotation of a GenBank genome assembly.